This is a messenger RNA of Balaenoptera ricei (Rice's whale), 3000 nucleotides long. Its product is annotated as deleted in malignant brain tumors 1 protein. The transcript is spliced from 12 exons. The coding region runs from base 1 to 3000 and encodes 999 amino acids. Lineage: Eukaryota; Metazoa; Chordata; Mammalia; Artiodactyla; Balaenopteridae. The record is from RefSeq and is a predicted model, not a curated record. Gene Ontology annotation, cellular component: membrane.
AUGACUGUGGUGUUCCGAAGUGAUUUUGUGAUCACCAACAGUGGCUUUUAUGCUCUGUUCAAUGCAAUUCCGCAGGGCGAAAGAGAGUCAGGGGCCUGGGGCACCGUGUGUGACCACCUAUGGGACCUGAACGAAGCUGAGGUCGUGUGCCGACAGCUGGGGUGUGGAAGGGCCGUCGCUGCCCCUGGAAAGGCCCACUUCGGCCUGGGCUCUGGAGACAUCCUCCUGGACAACAUUCAGUGUUCGGGAAGCGAGAACCACCUUGGCCCGAGCGCUGGCUGGUCAGACCACAAUUGCGGUCACCAUGAGGAUGCUGGCGUCAUCUUCUCAGGAGGAAGUCACUUUUGUGGGGGAGUCAUUUCAAGUCUCUCGGGCUCCUUCUCCAGUCCUUGGUAUCCAACAAACUACCCCAGUGACAUGGAGUGUGUCUGGGUGAUACACCUGGCUGAGAAGUUCCAUGUAGAGCUGACAAUCCCCAGCCUGAAAUUAGAGGACAUCUGUGGGUGCCCUUACGACUUCAUCGAAGUGUUCCAUGGACAGCAGGUUGCCUCGCUCUCCAUGGGCAGAUUCUGUGCCGGGGCAGGGCUCACGUUCGGCUCCUCGUCAAACAUCCUGACCGCAGUGUUCAGAAGCGACGCCAUGAUCACCAACACAGGGUUCCUUGCCCCAUACAACGCCAUUCAGCAGGACGAAAGGGAGAGUGACGCGGCCCUGAGACUGGGGGACGGCAGUCACAGGUGUGAGGGCCGGGUGGAGGCCCUCUACGAUGGCACCUGGGGCACCGUGUGUGACGACAGCUGGGACCUGACGGACGCCAGGGUCGUGUGCCAGCAGCUCGGCUGUGGCGCGGCCUUGUCAGCCCCGGCGCAGAGCUACUUUGGUGGAGGCACUGGCCACGUCAUGCUGGACGAUGUGCGGCGCACGGGGAAUGAAUCCAGGCUGUGGCAGUGCACGCACAACGGCUGCUUCUCCCACAGCUGCAGACACCCAGCCGGCGUCGUCUGCUCAGGUGGGCCCCCCCGGGACACAGCACACCUCAGGGAGAGCCUUACCCCCCGGCAGCCUCUGGGAAGGGAGACGUCAAUUACUCAGAAAGGGGCUGUGGGCUUCAAGCCAUCUUUUCAAGUCAAUUUGCUUAAGAGAUUGGAAAACUUCUACGGCUGUCCAUACGACUUCAUCGAAAUCUUUGAUGUCCCACAAAGCGAAUCUUUUUCGCUCGGGAGGUACUGCUCCAGCCCAACCCCAAUAUUUACCUCCUCUGCAAAUCACCUGAUGGUGGUCUUCCACAGCGACGCCAUCGUCACCAGCGUCGGCUUUUCUGCAUCCUACGAGUCCCUCGUGCAAGACGAGAACAAUACCAAUGUGGCGCUCAGGCUGGCCAACGGCAGCCAGCGGUGUGAGGGCCGCGUGGAGCUGCACUUCAACGGCAGCUGGGGGACCGUGUGUGACGAUAGCUGGGACCUGCAGGAUGCCGAGGUGGUGUGCAGGCAGCUGGCCUACGGCGGGGCAGGGUCUGCCCCCAGGAGGACGAGAUUUGGCCGAGGCCUGGGCCCCAUCACCCUGGAUGACGUGGACCGCGUGGGGACCGAAGACAGGCUGUGGCAGUGUCUGCGCAGCGGCUGGUUCUCCCACAACUGUGGCCACCACGAGGAUGCUGGCGUUGUCUGCUCAGCUCAGAAAAACCCCAGCAUUACUGUGGGAGAAAAUGGCCCUGCCGGAAGUGCCUUCCUCCGCAGCCUCAGGCCGCACAAAAGGCUGCUGCUGGAGGGGCCUGAUGAUGUCCAGGUUCACCUAGAAAAUCCGUGGCUGGAAAGUCUGGGCCUGCGGCUGGCAGACGGGUCGAGCCGGUGUGAGGGCCGAGUGGAGAUCUACCACGCCGACACCUGGGGUACUGUGUGUGAUGACAGCUGGUCCAUCGAGGAUGCCCACAUGGUCUGCAGACAGCUUGGCUGUGGUCCGGCCAUGUCUGCCCUCCCGGGGGCCAGCUUCAGCCCCAGGGCCGGCAGCACCCUUCUGGACAAUGUCAACUGCAUGGGCAGCGAGUCCUCACUGGGGCAGUGCCCUCACAGCGGCUGGUUCACCCACAACUGCAGGCACCACGAAGACGCUGGUGUCAUCUGCUCAAGCUUUGCUGAUGAAUCCAUCUAUGUGAUUCCCCCCAAAUCCCUGUGGUACCUGCAAGGUCAUGCCUGCGGCCUCAUGCCCUCCAGCUUCUCAGCAAACUGGCUCCAAGUGGGGGGCAUGAAGCAGAGGUCUCUGCUCAUGAAGAAAGUGCUUGUCAGGGAGCCAGGAGCACUGGCCACCAACUUGCCUCUCUCCUCCCGGGAAAGCCUCGGCUCUCUCAGCUACUCCAACUCCAUCAGAGGCCGAACACAGGGCCACCGUGGCCAAGACACUGUACGGCACAAGGUGCCUCAGCUCAAGUUCACCUGCAAGGUGGACGGCCCGUUAGCAGUUGAAAUUGUCCCUGGGGCUGACGUCCCAAGGGAGAAUGCCAGCUACGAUGUGUCCAUAUCAUUUCUCGAGUUGCCCACGUCCCAGCACGUGGGGAGCAUGCAGCCACACUACACCAGCCAGAGGAAAGAGGUCUUCCUCCAGGUCACACUCCAUAGCCCCAAUCCCUGCCUGUGGCUCUUUGUGGAUACCUGUGUGGCUUCUCCAGAUCCUGGUGAUUUUACAACUGUCAAGUACGAUUUGAUCCGACAAGGGUGCAUCAAAGACAAUACUUAUGUCAACCUCCACUCCCGAGAGAAGAACAUAGCCCAGUUCAAGUUCAACGUCUUCAGCUUUCUCACCAGCUAUGAUGUGAUCUAUAUGCAGUGUAAAGUUGCCAUGUGCAAAGUGGAGGACCACGCCUCCCGCUUCUCCCAGGGCUGUGCAGGGCAGAGUAAGAGGGGCACAGGCCCCAUGGAGGCCACAGUAGAGCACACUGAGUAUUUCCAAAUGGUGGGGCCACUGGAGAUCCACAAAGGAACUGAUCGAAGAAAGGCCCUUGUGUGA